Molecule: messenger RNA, 4913 nt
Organism: Eublepharis macularius
Lineage: Eukaryota; Metazoa; Chordata; Lepidosauria; Squamata; Eublepharidae
Gene: RASEF
Product: RAS and EF-hand domain containing
Exons: 17
Coding region: 50-2314 (754 amino acids)
Molecular function (GO): GTP binding; GTPase activity; calcium ion binding
Source: RefSeq, a predicted model, not a curated record
UCCCGAUCGCGCGCUUAGAUCCGCAGUCUCCCGUCCGAUCCCCCCUGUUAUGGGGUCCCCCGAAGGAGGGGAGCUGGACUUCGACGACCUGUCCCGGUUGCGCUCGCUCUUCCUCGCCUGCGACGUGAAGGGCUCCGGCCGGAUCGAGCGAGACGACUUCAGUUCGCUUUGCGCCGAGUUGCGGGUCCGGCCGGCCGAAGCCGAGGCAAUCUUCCAGCGCUUGGACACCGACCGCGACGGCGCCAUCACCUUCCCGGAGUUUGCUCGCGGCUUCCGCGGCGCCACUCAGCGGCGGAGGCGGCGGCAGCGGCAACAGCAGCAGCAGCACCGGCAGCUUUGGGGUAACCGGGGAGACGUCUGGGAAGAGGAGAUGGAAGAAGAGGGGAGCGAGCGGGACGCGGGCGACGCCUUCGACGUUUUGGCUGGCGUGGCGGCAGCGGGCGCUGCAAUGGGGCCGAGCCAGGCUUGGCGAGACUUCGAGCUCCGGCUCGGCGAAGAAGCAGGAUACAUCCCCAGGCAAGAACAAGUCAGUGUUCUGUAUCAGAACAUCAGUAUAGUGGAGCCACGAUUAAUUCAACCUUAUGAACAUGUUAUUAAGAACUUCAUUCGCGAGAUCAAGCUUCAGAGUGCAGAGAUGGAAAGCUUAGCCAUCGCUGUAAAAAGGGCACAAGAUAAAGCAGCAAUGCAGCUGAGUGAAUUAGAAGAGGAGAUGGACCAGCGAGUACAGGCUGCAGAGCAUAAAAUCAAGAAGGAGGAGAAACGGAAGGCAGAAGAGGCUCUGAAUGAUCUCAGGCACCAGUAUGAAGCUGAAGUUGGUGAUCUCCAAGUGACAAUAAAGAAACUUAAAAUGCUGGAAGAACAGUCUAAAAACAUCAAUCACAAAGGAGAUUUGACUGUGUUAAAGAACAGGAUACAUGAUCUGACAUUGGAAAACCAGAAACUUAAAAAAGAUCUCAUGGAAGCUCAAACAAAUAUUGCUUUCCUUCAGAGUGAAUUAGAUUCUUUGAAAAGUGAUAUUGCAGAUCAGAGUUUGAAUUCAGAGAGAGACCUGGAAAUGAUCAGAGAAUAUUCUGACGACAGAGAUAGCUUGGAACGGCAGAUAGAAAUACUGCAGUCAGCAAACAGAAAACUUCAUGACAGCAACGAUGGCUUACGAAGUGCAUUAGAAAACAGCUGGAGCAUAUACAACAGAUCAUUGCGUCUAACCAACACUUCCCCAGGGAAUACUGUCUCCAGAAACAGUCCUAAAUGCAUUGGUGGCCAGUCUCCCCAAACUACACGAUAUGACAGGUCGUCUCAUUCUUCCUAUGUGGAUGAAGACUACGAUUCUCUGGCACUUUGUGAUCCUAUGCAGAGGAUAAGCUGUGAGGUAGACAGUUUGCCUGAAAGCUGCUUUGACAGUGGCCUCUCUACCUUGAGAGACUCCAACGAGUAUGAUUCAGAAGUGGAAUCCAAGCAUCAAAGGAUUUCUCAAAGGUCACAGUGUCCGCAGGAAACCUUUGCAGGAGAUGCUUCUGAUACAGAUGUCCCUGAUAUCCGAGAUGAAGAAGUAUAUAGUCCUGAUGAAGUCAGUACGGUGUUGGACUGGAAACCAUGCCAGCCAGUCAGUCGAAGCAGUUCUGGAGCUUCCACAAGGAAGUGCAUCUCUGCCAUCUCUCCACAGCCAGACUCCAUCGAUUGCAACUCCAGAUACCCAAGCUCGGACAAGGCUUACAAGAUAGUUCUUGCUGGAGAUGCAGCAGUUGGAAAAUCUAGUUUCCUUAUGAGACUUUGCAAAAAUGAAUUUCGUGGGAAUACCAGUGCAACUCUUGGAGUUGAUUUUCAGAUGAAGAGGCUUAUUGUUGAUGGUGAGCCUACAGUACUACAGUUGUGGGACACAGCUGGACAAGAGAGGUUCCGGAGUAUUGCAAAAUCCUACUUCAGAAGAGCAGAUGGUGUUUUGCUGCUAUAUGAUGUUACUUGUGAGAAAAGUUUUCUGAAUGUACGAGAAUGGGUGGAUAUGAUUGAGGAUGCAACACAUGAAAAUAUUCCAAUCAUGGUGGUCGGAAACAAGGCAGAUCUUCGCCUAGUGGCUUCUGAACAAGGAGAUAAAUGUGUACCAAUAAAUUAUGGAGAAAAGCUGGCCAUGACUUACAAUGCAUUAUUCUGUGAGACAAGUGCCAAAGAUGGAUCUAAUAUCGUGGAGGCAGUUCUUCACCUUGCUCGAGAAGUGCGAAAAAGAAGCGAUAGUGAAGAUGACAACAGGUCUGUAACUGACUUGACAAAGAUGACGACGAAGAAGUCAGUGCUCCCCAAAAAUUGCUGCAACAUUUAGAUGAUGAAGACUUUUGGCUCCAAAAGAAGUGUACUUCAUGGUCUUAAAAAAUCCAAGGGGGGAAAAAAAGGAUUCAGGCAGCAAAGUCCAUCAGGUUCUUCAGCAACUCCCUGGAACUCCCUGGAACAAUGUUCAAGAAAACCAGGUCAAGAAGAAGGAGAUCUUCAGUUCAGAAGUCACUUGCAGAAUGUAGGUCCAUUGCGCUUCAAACCAUAUGUGCCUUUUGGAGUUGACUUGCUUGGCAAAGAGUUAAACAAAUUGUACUUCUUACUGUGACCUUAGUAGUGAAUGUUAAACUAUAUAAACACGGAAAAUCCACUUCCUGCUCCAUGGCUUGCAUUCUGGAAUACGUUGUCAGAUCUUCAAGAAACUUCAUCACUAACCUGAAACCCAUACUGUUUUUGGAAGAGUUGCUGGAAUUCUGAACUUUUCUAUUCUGUGUUGUGCCAAAAUCAUGGGAAACGUAGUGACAACAGCUGUAAGGAGCUGAACCUGAAUUGAAAAGGAAAACAUAACACUGUUGAAAGCUGAACUUUUGCCUCUUCAAAGAACAGCUGUCCAAUAUGGAAUCAUUUGUUUGCCUUUGUUUAGCCUGGGAUAAAUUAACAAUGGAAGUUGAUUUUUUGGGGGGGUUGAAGAUGUACAUAUUAGUUGACAGGGAUAUUUACGAUAGGCCUGGUUAUUACAGGCUCUAAACACAAGGCUCGGCUUUUCCACUACAGCCUACAGGUGUGAGCUCAUGUGAUGGAAUAUUCCUCUAGAAAACAGUUUCUGUUGAUAGAAAACUAGUGUCUUGACAAAAGGCAGAACUUAAAUCUUUAUGCAGUGGAGGUAAACCAGCAGUGGUCUAUAGUCCUAGCUAAUUGAACUAUCUUGCACAAACAAUUCCCUUCUGACCUUCUAAAGUGUAACUCUUGAUAAAACAAAGUUCAUCUGAAAAUACCUUUGUGCUGGCCUUAGUUUAAGCAAGCUAAAGGAAAGGGGCAAGGUCUGACGAGGGAUUAAUGGGGAAUAAAAUAACUGCAAAUAGAUCCCCCAAACAGAGGGAUUACUCUGACUCUCCACUGGCAGCUAAGACAAGGAAGAUAUGUUAGCCUGUUUUAUUGUUCUGAUGUGGAAGGGGCACAGUGCCAUUUGGCCCCUUAAACAUUCGCUGAGAGGGAUCCAAGGAUGGGUCUUAUGCUCUGGCUGCUUCUCUAAAUUGCAUUUAUGUGGGCCUUCCCAGUCCUUCCAAAACUAUCACCUUAAAGUCUUGUUCUUGUCUACAUUUAAAACCGGGAGUUUGCAGUCACAAAAAGUUCCAUAUGAAGUCUAGCACUGUGAUUUUUUUGCAGUAUGAACUUGAGUGUUAUAAUAUUUGUUACCAGGUUGUUAGUUUCUUGGCAGCCUGGUAGCAGUGAGUAGGUACAGAGACCAAUUGGCCUUUCGGUCUGCAUAUUGAGUGCCUUGGGCUCUGUUUAUAUAUUUUAAAUUUAUUGAUUCAUACAUCCCCCCCUCGAAACUAAUUUAUAAAAUUAGAGUAUUUUAAAAAGAUCUAUAGAUUUUAUUUUAUUUUUUCCAUUUUAGAAUUUAGCUUUAUCAUACUCGUUUUGAAAUAAGAAGAUGCCGAUUGUUGAAACAUUUGUUUAGCCUUUACUUUUGUAUAUGUUGUCUAUGCAACUUAUAGCAACCUAGAAAAUAAAUCCUGAUUCUGCAAGUCUUGAAGAAGACUCUUUUAUUAUAAUAUUAUCCUGGUUGUGAUAAGAGGAUGCAUAGUUUAGCUUAAUGGCUGAUCUGCUAUGAGCUCCUACAUGCACCAGGCAGUUGGACUUUCUUAUGCAUUUCUUAAGAUUGUCAGGAGAAGUCUGAAGUUCUUUUGGUAAUUCAUUUAAUUGUCUUCACCAUAUUAAAGCACUUAAUUGUGAGAAAGGAGAAGAAAAUAUAAAUACUGGCUUGAUUUUUUUUUACCAUAUUGCAGUAAUCAAGCUCUUUAAACCAGCAUCAUUGCACUUUUUAUGUCAUUAACUCUUGACAAGUGAUCCUUUGUGGAUGUAGAGUUUGUGAACGGCUCAGUGGAAGGAGCAGCUUCAUGCAUACAGUGAAGUUUGUUGUGUGAACCUUUCUCCAUCAAUUCAAUUGAAAUGGAAAGCCAUGUAAUGCAAGAACUUCACAUUCACACUGGAAGGAACACCAGCGGGCCUCUGGAUUGGGACAAACAGCGCCAAAUAGAUUCAGAAUGUAUUUCUGCCAGUAUGAGUGGCUGUUGGAGAGCAGCCCAUUUGUAAAAAUAAUUCCUUGUUGCUUUGUUGAGUACAAAUGGUCUUUUUUAUUUAUUUAGUGGCCAUGUUACCUUUAUACAUGUGUAUUUAUUUUCAAAGGGAAAUGUCAUAUGUUUUUGUUUCUGGAAAAAUCUGUACAUAAGAUUAUUUUUAUGCAUUUAACACAUUAUUUUAGUCCCUUCCAACCUUUAGCUUUUAAAAUAUUAGCUCACACCACUUUAUUGUUGUUUUGUGCUUUGUACUCUUUUUAAUGUUUAAUCUUAAUAAGUGCUUUGGUAGUCAGCUGUUAACUCCUGAUAAUAGGUUGUGUGCCAAAAUCUGCUGCAUAAAAGUUCUUAGAA